Molecule: messenger RNA, 4483 nt
Organism: Macrosteles quadrilineatus (aster leafhopper)
Lineage: Eukaryota; Metazoa; Arthropoda; Insecta; Hemiptera; Cicadellidae
Product: trichohyalin-like
Exons: 14
Coding region: 323-1312 (329 amino acids)
Source: RefSeq, a predicted model, not a curated record
UUGGUAGCCUACAGUUUAAGAAAUAACAAACAAGACUUGCUUAAAGCUAGUUGUUACUUGUUAAACAAUAAUGAUGAGUGAAAAACAAAGAAUUAGAAACAAUAAAUAACAAAAAAAGAAGAGAAAUGGCAAAAAGACAGCUGCAAGCAACAAAAUGAGUGAAAAAAUCAAAACAGUUACAAUACAACAAAACUAAUCUAUAUAGGCCUAAAGCGUUACAAUGAAUAUCAAUAAUAAAUUUGAUUUGAUCGGUAUCUAUUACUAUUAUUAUUCGAAAAAGCGCCGAUGAAAAGAGAAGAGCCGCUAACUUCACUUCACGACGAUGACAAGGCCCAAAAGAAAAUCUCAUGAAAUGAUAACCCUUCAGAGGAAACGCAAGAGAAAACAACUGAAGGAGGAGGCAAAUACAAAGAACGGAAGAGAAUUGGGGGUCAAUCAAUAUGAUGAGAUUGGAGAAUCAAGUUCAACAAUUUACAAUAAACUAAUCAAUAAUUCAGAGGAUAAUAUGUAUGAACAAGUAAAAAGACUAACAAAUGUUAGUAAACAAACUGAACGUGUCAGAAGAUACAGACAAAACAUGUCAGAAGAGAAGAAAGAAGAAUUGAGAGCUAUUGCUCGAAGAAAACUAGCUCUAAAAAGAGCAAAUAUGUCUGAGGAAGAGAAGGCAACAAUCCGAGCUGAAAACAGAUUACGGAAUUCUCUGAAAAGGUAUGAACAAAUACAAAGAUUAACAGUUGCUAAAAGACACACUGAAUAUGUAAGAAGAUAUAGACAAAACUUGUCAGAAGAAAAGAAAGAAGAAUUGAGAGCUAUUGCUCGAAGGAAAAUUGCAUUAAAGAGAAAAAGUAUGUCGGAAGAAAAGAAGGCAGCAAUGCGAGAAGAAAAUAGAUUACGAAAAUCUCUGAAAAGAAAAAACAUGUCUGAGGAAGAAAAAGCAGCUGAGAGAGAGUAUCAUAGGCAGAGAAUGGCAAUGAAAAGAGAGAACAUGACUGAUGAGGAAAAACAGGCAUUUCGAGAAGACCAGCGGAAGAGAAUGGCCCUCAAGAGGCAAAAUAUGUCUGAGGAAGAGAAGCUUUUAAGGAGAGAAAUUGAUCGCCAUAGAAUGGCCAUGAAAAGGAAGGUGUUUAAAGAUGAGACAGAAGGCUUCCAGACUUCAGUGGUGAGAUUUAGACGUGAGAGGCAGAGAUUCCCUCCUAAAUCAGUGGACUUGGAAGAUUCUUCUGAUGACAAUGGGACGAGUGAAGACAUUCAAAGGUUUCUUGCCAUAACAUUGAAAACUGAACUACAUAGUGCCAACAGUACUUCCUCCUAAGUCAUGGAUUACGUGUGUUAUUUUGAUGGUUCGUCUCUUGUAUGAGUAAGAUAAAUUUACAGUUUUAUAUAAGCUUUGUUUACAAAAGACAGUUAAUGUGUUUUAAGUUACCCGAGAUAACCAGUCUGCUUGCUGGCCUUGUUUAAACACGGCUUCAGGAUCAAAUGUUUUGAAAUAUACAGUAUUAUAAACUGUACGCUAUGUAAUAUUGUUGAUGGUCACUAAGUUACAUAAUAUUGCAUUAAAUUAUCCGUUAUAGAUUUAGCAUUUAAGCUGGAAAACAUUGUUCAAGGGGUUUCUGUCUGGUGCGUGUGGAGAGUUGAUGUUUGUUACUUAUUUUCUGUUUAACCGACUUAAAUUUUUGUAAGUUAUUUAUUAUGCUCGGAUAGUAGACCUAUAAUUUGAGGACUAAGCUCACAACGUAAAAUAUACCUUUAAACUGGAGAAAAUAAUUGAGUCAACCUCAGUGUGCUGUUGUGAAACACAAUAAUUUAUAUUGCAGACUAUACAAUUGGGUAAGAAGUGUAUGUAACAUCUAAAACCAAUGCUUGGAUUUACAAUGGUAAUAUCCAAUAUAAGUAUUUUCUCAAACACUUUAAACAUUGAUCUUAAACUAUAGUAGCCUGUUUUAAACUAAACUUGUUAACAAAGACUCUCAAAAUUAUGUUAACGCUAAAUUACCUUUCGGUUUAUUUACUUACUGCCUUGGCAUCUUGUACCCAAGCUGGUACUUGCCUCGCCAACACGUCGCCAGUUCUCUCGGUCCUCCGAAUCUUCCUCUAUUAGUCUCAUUUUUUCAAUAUCUUUCCGGACUUGAUCCCACCACCUAGCCUUUUGUCUUCUUACUGGUCUCAUUCCCCUCGGAUCUCCUCUUAGUACCUUCUUCAACAAGCUCUCCUCAUUUCUCCUCAAUAUAGGGUGGACCCACCUCAACCUUCUGCUUUUGGCCUCUCCUACAAUAUCGGGGUCUCGUGAUGAUUCUCUAAACUCUUUUUGGCUUAUACAAAAAAGAUCUGUGAAAAAUCCCAGCAAUUUAAAUUACACAAUUUUGGAGUAAUUGAUUCAAGCACACAGUAAGAACAAUAAAUAUAAUUAAAGGCAUCUAUUGACGCCUUAUAUGUCGCCUAUCCAUUGUAGAUGUUUUCUGAACCGACCGUGUCCAGUAAUCAGUUCCACUGUUGGUCUAAUUCUUCGCCUAUCCAGCCCUAGAAUGCCCGUUUUGAAUGUGUGCAAAGACCUUAGAAGGGGCUGCUUCAGCCAUGGCAAGGGAGAUGCCUUAGAAAGGUGGUGGACCCAACAAAGAUGCUGCCGAAGCAAAAUUGCCAGUCUCAAUUCCUGAAUGUCCACUCAAAGAAGCAGAUCAUUCCUCCAACCCAAUACUGACACGGAGGCAAGACAUUCCCGCACGAGUGAGUAAGAUUCAUUUGAGUUUGAGAGCUGUCAAAGUUGCACUUUUAGUAUAAAUACAAAUUCUGUUGUCUCUGAUCUCCUAACGAGAUUUUCUGGAGCACAAACCAAAAUAGUAGUGUCUUCCUCUUGGAUAACUAUUGGGUGUACUCCCAUAGGAUGCCAGCUCCUUCGGGUAUAUAACCACGCCUGCACCAGGACCUCCCAAUCUUACCAGUCCUUAUAGUUCUUAUACGGAUGAGCCUCUUUCCACCAAGCCAUUCUUCCCUAGUUAGUAUGCAUACUUAAAAUGUUAUGCCAUAGAAGUAUUUUUUUAUAAUUAAAUAAGUUAAUAGAAUACUCAGCAAACACAAAAUCCCAAUUUCAUUCUUGAUGUGUUUUGAGUAACUUAAACAACCUUAGUAACUUAACCUUUGGAUUAGUUUUUCAUUUCAAAAUAUUUAUUACAAAUUUUAGCAUAAGUUAACAAAUGACUGGUUUUGUACAUUCCAGUUCCAGUACAAAUAAUAAGUGUAUAGUUGUAUUAACUAAUAAGUCUGCAAAACUUGUAUUCAAUUGUUGCCAAGUUAGGUUUACUGAGUUGGAGAGUCAAUGUAGGAUUUAAGUUACCCACCUAAAAAAGGAAUAUGAUUACGUUGUUUUUAUAUUUAUGGCUUUUGUAUUGUUAAUUAUUAUGGUAUUUUGUUACUUUUUAUUGUUAUUUGCUGUUAGCUGAGACUGAUUUAUUAUGCCAUUGACGAAGUUUACAUUUAUUUGAAACUUGAAGCCCCCCAUACAUUAGACGAUUUGGUCAUACUGUUGAUGGGAGAUUAGAUCUUCAGCAACCUUAUUGCCUAAAUAUCGCCCAAUGUGAGUGUUUUGAUCGGAUUGCCAGCGAUUUUGUCAUCCCCACCUGAUUGCUCGAUUUUCCCUGGCAGUGAUUUGGAGAUCCUCGGACGACUAGAUUGCCAAGUUUGUGGGGCAGAACAAUUGAGGAAUAUUCUCCCGGCGAAUUUGCACUGAUUUCUGAUUGAUGUGUCAUGUGAGUUUUAGGUUUUGCAGAACUUUCACAAUGACAUCACAAGCUGCUGAAAUUAUUGUUCCUAAACUGUGUGAAGAAAUUUCAGCAGAACACUUUAAAUCUUCAAAUCUCCUGCCCGCAGCUAUAACGUAGCUACAAUGCAUUCUUCUGCGCUGAUUGUCUGCACUACUCAAGUGACUUCCAUAAAAAGGCUCUACUAAACACAGGAGGUGACGUAAAUGAUUUUCAGAUAUUCCAAGGUAGUUUUUGUAAUGGUCUGGAUUUUCCUUACUUAAUGACCUUAAAAGGGAUACGUCACUAGACCCCAACUACACACCCUUUCUUAAACCACUAAUUUUGAGUCUAUUCUCAAAAUACUUUUUGUGCCAAACCCUUUGUUCUUUUAAUUUCCACAACAAUGAACAAACACUAUUACAGCUACAGCAGCUUACCUCUUCAUGCUCCGUUCUCACACUGAUCAAUUUAAAUUGCCACAUCGCAUUGCCUGACUGAUAGCUUAAGCUUGGGUAAAAAAUGUGUUUCCAACGACGAUAUGAUUGCCGGCAAUCUAAUCGCCCAUCGACAGGUGACCAAAUUGCCUUAUGUAUGAGGGCUUUAUACAGAUGUUCAAGUUUGUUGUGUAUUAAUGUUAUGUGUAUAUGCAAUUAGAUUGUGUUUUUAUGAUCAGUGUUACCAUAUUAACAAUAAGUAGAUCUACUUAGUUUUUUGCCAUACUAUUUAUUAUAAUUUCUGUUACAAAGGUG